Messenger RNA from Drepanopeziza brunnea f. sp. 'multigermtubi' MB_m1, 792 nucleotides. RefSeq lists its product as uncharacterized. The record is from RefSeq and is a predicted model, not a curated record. NCBI's taxonomy places the organism in Eukaryota, Fungi, Ascomycota, Leotiomycetes, Helotiales, Drepanopezizaceae.
AUGACCAACCUUUCCCUCCUCGACCCUAAAGUCCUCUCCUUCAUUCGGAGUCCCCGCGCCAUAGCGAUCCCCCUCGUCGGCGCCUUCGUUACCGCUUCUAUAUGGAGCAUCAAAGACUACCGUGCCUUCCUCGCUCUCGGACGAGGUGGCAUCCCUUAUAAUUUCUUCGGGUGGGCACUUCUCACCAUCUUCGUACGGCCCUUUGCGCUCCGCGAAGAAGAGGCCACGCGGAUGGACGAGUAUCCGCGUGAAGGUGCACACGCCUCGAUCGAGGCCUUGCAGCCAAGGAAGGGGGAGAGGGCUGUAUUGAAAGGCAUUGCGCCGCACCGUCAACUCACACAGAACGCGCCAGAGGCGAUGAAGAAGCUCUUACACGAAGUCUUUGACGAGAUGGUCAGCAAGCACCCCCUUCUUCUCAAGAAGAAGCGGUCCCUGUACGAGCGACACCACGACGCCAUCUUCCUGCGCCCGAGCCUGCUCCAAGACGCGAAUUCCUCGGGAAUCCCAGACGCGGCGCGGAUCUCGCGCGGAGAAAUCGGUCAUGUGCACGAGGAUGGCUCCAUGCACUUGUACUUUUCACCCGCGGACACCCGGCUCGUGGUGGAGCGGGGCUGGGCGGAACGGCACCGGCUGGCACGCACGCGGCCGUUGCUGGGACGGUGGAACUUGUUUGGCGUCACGAGCACGUAUGUGAUGGUUUACGGGCCGAGGGACGAGGAUGAGCUGGCGAUUGUGAGGGUGUUGUUGGAGAGUAGUGUGAGGUUUAUGAGUGGGAGGGAAGAGGAGCUGUAG